Molecule: messenger RNA, 834 nt
Organism: Emiliania huxleyi CCMP1516
Lineage: Eukaryota; Haptophyta; Isochrysidales; Noelaerhabdaceae
Product: Integrase
Exons: 3
Coding region: 1-834 (277 amino acids)
Biological process (GO): DNA integration
Molecular function (GO): DNA binding
Source: RefSeq, a predicted model, not a curated record
AUGCGCCUUGCGGCGUCGGCGCGGGAGGACUCCACCACCGAGGGCUACGCGCGACAUUGGCGCGAGUUUGAGGGGUGGUGCGACGAGGAGGGCCUCGACCCGCUGCCCGCCACCCCGCAGAUGAUCUUCGCCUAUGUCGGCGCGCUGGCCGAGAAGGGGACGAUCGCUGCGAGCAGCCUCCAGCCCUACCUCUCGGCCAUCAACUCGUACCACGCCGACUGCGGCUUCGACAAGCCUGCCCUCGGCCACCUCGUGACCGCGGCGCGCCGGGGCAUGGCGCGGGGCCAGGCUCGCUGCGACACGCGAGACACGCGUGUCCCAAUGCCGGCGGCUGCGGCGGCGCGUAUCCUCCGCGCCACCCUCGCAGCCCUGCCCUCUCUCGCGGCGAGGAAGGGUUCGCGAGGCGCAGCUGACUUCCUCCGGAGGCGCUACGCCUUCGUCCUCUCCUUCGUCUUCAUGGGGCGGCAAGACACCUCGACCGGUCUCCGCUCCGCCGACCACGGUAUCGAUGAAGGCAACUCGGGCUUCAUCUGGCUCCGCAUCUCCGAGAAGAUGCGCGGCGGCCGGCGUCACAUGGUGGGCUGGGUGAGCGAGACGCUCGACGAGGAGGGCGUGCGGGCUCCGGCCGGCUUCGUCUACCUCGGCCACUCGCUGCGCUCUGGCGGCUCAAGCGCCGCGGAGGCCAUCCGGGUGCCCCGCUUUCGGGGCAACUGGCUCGGCGGCUGGUCUCAGAAUGGCCGGACACGCGAGCUUCACUACAUGGACCCGUCGGUGCUGCCGUCGCCCGAGGCCUACGAGCUUCUCGGCUCGGAGCCUGGCGAGCCGACGAGCUAG